Messenger RNA from Medicago truncatula (barrel medic), 1182 nucleotides. RefSeq names its product F-box/kelch-repeat protein At3g06240. Lineage: Eukaryota; Viridiplantae; Streptophyta; Magnoliopsida; Fabales; Fabaceae. The transcript is spliced from 2 exons. The record is from RefSeq and is a predicted model, not a curated record. The coding region runs from base 125 to 1096 and encodes 323 amino acids.
CCUAGUUGUUUGAUACUCUUUUGACUCCAAGGUUUUAUCAACCUCAUCAAGAUGACUAAGAGAAGAAGCGUGCAUCUGCUUCCGAAAGUGAUAACAGAAAUCCUAUUGAGGUUGCCGGUGAAGUAUGUAUUACGUUACAGGAAAUGAUUGUUUCCCUGAAACCUUAUCCAUUGAUUUUGAUGCAUCUCUUAGCGGUGAUUCUGCUUAUGUUCCACCCAUAAUUGAUUUUAUGGAUCACCAACAACAUCCACAAAUCGGAGGUUCAUGCAGGGGGUUUGUGUUUUUGCACUCUGACAAAGGCUUCUAUCUAUGGAAUCCAUCCACCGGAGUCCACAAACAAAUACCUAGGUCACCUAUGACUAUUGGAAUCAAGCUUAAUAUUCUCAAUCGCAAUAUUUUAAGGUUUUUGUAUGGCUUUGCAUACGAACCGUCAACUGAUGAUUACUUGGUAGUUUUAGGGUCCUAUAAAUGCUAUAAUGACUAUGAUCGGGUAUCUGGUUUGAUUACCUUGGAGAUUUUCUCAUUGAGAACUAAUAAGUGGAAACAAGUUGAGGUUGGUUUUCAUUUACCUUAUAUGGUAAUUAAUACUAAUCGUCCUUCCAACAAAGUUGGGUUGUUCUUGAAUGGGGCUAUUCAUUGGGUGGUUCAUAAUCAUGAGACCAACAUGAAUGUUAUUAUUGCCUUUGAUUUAAAGGAAACGACAAUAUCAGAGAUAGCUCUGCCAAAGGAUUUUUGUGUUACUUAUUCUAUACAAUAUGAUUUGUUGGUGCUUGAUGGGCUUAUUAGUGCAUGGAUUGUGGACAUGGAUGUAGUGGAGAUAUGGGUAAUGCAAGAAUAUGCAGUGCAUUCAUCUUGGAUUAAGACUCUUGUUUUUUCUAUACGUCCUGAUCCGGACUUCUUCCUUGUAUAUUUUACAAAUUGUGGUGAUAUAGUUGGAACAGAUGGUCAUGAUGAAUUGGUGAAGUUUAAUUACAAAGGCCAGCUGCUAGAGAAUCUCUCAUAUCAUUGCUGUUUUUCAGGUAGAUCCAAAAUGGUCGUGUAUACAGAGUCUCUGCUUUCACUCCCUACUGGCGUUAGAUUGGUCAAUGAAUUAUGAUAUUUUAUACAUUUUAAACAGGAAUUUAUGAUAAAUUUGCAUUUUAAUUUUAGAACAUUUAAAUCUUUUUCCUCAUUGCUGAUAUG